Messenger RNA from Bipolaris sorokiniana ND90Pr, 1356 nucleotides. RefSeq lists its product as uncharacterized. The transcript has 2 exons. Lineage: Eukaryota; Fungi; Ascomycota; Dothideomycetes; Pleosporales; Pleosporaceae. The record is from RefSeq and is a predicted model, not a curated record. Bases 1 to 861 code for a protein of 286 amino acids.
AUGCGUUACUCCAUCGUCUUCACUGCUGCCCUCGCAGCCUCCGUCCAGGCCCACGGUGUUAUCACCCAGGUCCAGGGUGCCAACGGUGUCAACAUGCCCGGUCUCUCUGUCGCGGAUGGUACCCCUCGUGACUCUGGUAACCCGCUUUCCGGCUCUGAGGCUGAUACUUCCAUCAUCCGUGCUAAGGAGAUGGGUGGCAAGGCGUCUGCUCUUGGACGUACCGCCAGUGGUCCUGUAGAUGCUGGUGCGGCUAUUGCUAAGUUCAUGGGUGCUGGUGCCGGUCUCGGUGCUCUCCUUGGUGGCCUCGGCGGCAACAAGCGUGGUCUUCUCGAUGCCCUCACCGGCGGAGCUGGUGGCGCUGGCGGUGCAGGUGCAGGCACCAAGACACCCAAGGGCACUGCCGAACAGGGCGUCGCUGCCGCCGCUGGCACCGGUGCGUCCACUGGUCUUCCCACCACCGCCGACGACGGCACAGUCACCAUGACCUUCCACCAAGUCAACCAGGACGGUGCCGGUCCCCUCACUGCCCAAAUCGAUGCCACCUCUGGCGGUACCGACCCUGCUGCCUUCCAGGACGCCCAGGUCACCCAGAACGUUCCCGGUAUCGGUAUUGGAGGUCUGUCCGCCGCCUCCACAACCGACUUCCCCGUCAAGGUCCAGAUGCCCGCUGGUAUGACCUGCCAGGGUACCGCCGGUGGCGCCACCAACGUCUGCGUCGUCCGCAUGCAAAACGCAGCUCUCGCUGGUCCCUUUGGUGGCUCCGCUGCCUUCACCCAGAGCGCUGCGGCCAAGAAGAGGGCUGUUGAGUACAACCUCCGCAAGCGCCACAUGGCCCGUGGUAUCCUCGGAAAACCUGAGUAAGCUCUUCAAUUAUUCAACUCAUUGAAUAAGAGGUGGUGUAUGUGCGAGAAAGAGAGAGAGAGAUGUUAAUAUAAUGGGGAGAGAAUGGGGAGAGAACGGGGAACAGAAGAAGAGAUGAAAAAAAGAGAUGGAAUGGUCAACCUUCGGCUGUGAAUUUUGCUGGGCAAUCUUCACGAUCAAGAUGAUCAGGUAAUUGGUGUGGUGCAUGAUUUUCCCCUUUUAUUUACAUCGAGAUUCUCCUGGUCUUGAUGUGUAUAACUGACCUAUCAUACGCUCAUUUUUUACUUGAGUUGAUUGUUUUUUUAUAAUCUCUCUUUUUUAAAACUCUUUUCCUUUGUUUCUUUGUUUGGAUCUAAUUGGAGGGAUGGAUGGGAGAAGGAAAGUUAUAUGAAGGGGGUGGCUGGCUUGGGUUUCUCUGGGCUGCCCCUGGCCGCAAACACAUUUUUAAUAAGAGAGAAGCAAUUGUAUAUAGAUGAAUGAAUAGUGAGUCUGGUU